Lecanosticta acicola is the source of this 1383-nucleotide messenger RNA. The record is from the annotation of a GenBank genome assembly. NCBI's taxonomy places the organism in Eukaryota, Fungi, Ascomycota, Dothideomycetes, Mycosphaerellales, Mycosphaerellaceae.
AUGCGCUACCUAUUCACUCUGCUCGCCGUGAUACCGGCCUCUCUAGCACUUGCCACCAUUGAUCGAAGGCAGACGCCGGAUGCCAUACCCGACUCAUGGAUCGUCACUUUCAAGCAAGAUACUGCGGUGUCCGAUGCCCUUGCCAAAGUUCUCGCCCUCGCUAAUGUCAAGCCUGCGUAUACUUACGACUCCGUUGCGUUCAAAGGCUUUUCGUUUCGCGGCACGGACACCAACGGUCUACUCAACCUACUCGCUUCCGUUGGUGCCAUUCAGAACAUCGAACCAGACAGGAAAGUGUAUCUCAACGCUCCUGUUGAUUAUAUUGAGAAGCGGGCAAGAUACGUGUCGCAGCGUAACGCACCUUGGGUAGGUAAACUGACGCCGCGAAGCCCAUUUCCCACGUCUAAGACCCCAGCUUACCAUUUAAUCUUUGCUUUGCAGGGACUGGCUCGCAUUUCGAAAAGGACGAAUGACCCUGCGGUCACGAGCUACACGUACGAUAGUACAUAUCAAGGUCGUGGAGUCUACGCCUAUGUUCUCGAUACUGGCAUCAACUUCGGCCACCAAGACUUCGGCGGGCGAGCGGUGUCUGGUGCAAACUACAUCAACUCGUCGCUACCCGCUCAGGAUGACAAUGGUGCGUUCAUCGUUCGCUUGAAACGAAAGUCACUGACUCGCUACAAGGUCACGGAACGCACGUCAGUGGCAUCAUUGGAGGAAGCACCUAUGGAGUAGCGAAGCAAGUCAACCUCAUUGCGGUCAAAGUCCUCGACGCUAGUGGUGUUGGCGACUACUCCGGUGUCCUUGCGGCGAUGGACUGGGUCGUCAAUGAUGCGACCAGUAAGAAAAGAAGGGCAGUCGCAAACAUGAGCUUGGGCAGCGGAUACUACGAAGCAGUGAACACAGCCGUCGCCAAUGCGGUGAAAGCGGGCGUCUUCUUCGCCAUCGCUGCUGGUAAUUCCAACCAUGACGCUGCUCUGGACUCUCCAGCAUCCACUCCGGAGGCAUGCGUUAUCGGUGCGUCUGACAAUACCGAUACAAGAGCUAGCUUCUCAAACUUUGGAAGCUUGGUUGAUAUCUUCGCUCCUGGUGAGUGUCUCACUAUCGUUCCCGGGGCCACGUUUUGCUGACGAGAUGCUAGGCGUCAACAUCCUCAGUACGUGGAUUGGCUCGAAUACGGCCACCGCGACUCUAUCGGGUACAAGUAUGGCGACCCCCCAUGCCGCUGGCGUUGCAGCAUUCCUACUUGGACAGGGCGUCUCGACCACCGCCAUCAACCUAUGCUCGUUGAUCCAAAGCUAUGGCACGAUGAAUGUUAUUCAGAACGCUGGGGUCAAUACCACAACGACACUGCUCAACAACCCGUGGCCAGGCGAGAAAUAG